Molecule: messenger RNA, 3414 nt
Organism: Hipposideros armiger (great roundleaf bat)
Lineage: Eukaryota; Metazoa; Chordata; Mammalia; Chiroptera; Hipposideridae
Gene: SLC26A8
Product: solute carrier family 26 member 8
Exons: 21
Coding region: 164-3103 (979 amino acids)
Biological process (GO): transmembrane transport
Cellular component (GO): membrane
Source: RefSeq, a predicted model, not a curated record
CCAGAAGUUCCUGGAUGCCGGGGCUGCAGGUUGCGAGCGGCGAGGCGGCCGGUGCGAGGGACCUGCUUCUGGUUACAUUUCCAAGUCCUCGGGUGGGGCCUGUGUCCGUGGGGGCAGGGCCAGGCACAUCGUGGACGCUCAAGCAAUAUUUGUGAAUGAAAGAAUGAAGGUCGUCCCUGGGAGCUUCUCUCUCAGAGGAAUGAUGCAACCAGAGAGGCGCAUUCAGAGUUUUGACUCUAGGUAUGGGGAUAAUAGUUUCACUUACGACGUUAAGCGAGAUGUGUACAACGAGGAGACCUUUCACCAGGAGCACAGGAGGAGGGCUGUGUUCUCUCGGAACAUGGGCAUUGACAUCACCACCUUCAGUCACCACGUCCAGUGCCGCUGCUCAUGGCACAGGUUCCUAAGAUGCAUGCUUACAAUCUUUCCCUUCCUAGAGUGGAUGUGUUUAUAUCGAUUCAAGGAUUGGCUUCUUGGAGACUUACUUGCUGGUAUAAAUGUUGGCCUUGUGCAGGUUCCCCAAGUCCUGACGUUAAGUUUGCUGGCAAGGCAACUGAUUCCUCCUUUCAAUGUCUCAUACGCAGCUUUCUGUUCUUCGGUAAUUUAUGUAAUUUUGGGAUCAUGUCAUCAAAUGUCCAUUGGUCCAUUCUUCUUUGUGAGUGCUCUGAUGGUGGAUGUCCUGAGAUCGAACCCAUUCAACAGAGGCCACCUGAUACUGGGGACUUUCAUCAAAGAUGACUUUUCUAACCCCUUGUUCUAUACGGCUUAUAACAGGUCCUUGAGUGUGGUGGCGUCCACUACUUUUCUCACUGGGAUUAUUCAGCUGUCCAUGGGCAUGCUGGGUUUUGGCUUCAUUGCCACUUACCUUCCGGAGGCUGUGAUAAAUGCUUACCUGGCUGCUACGGCACUGCACAUUAUAGUGUCCCAGCUGACUUGCAUCUUUGGAAUUACGAUUAGUUUCCACGCUGGUCCUAUCGCCUUCUUCUAUAACAUAGUUAACUACUGUAUGUCUCUCCCAAAAGCUAAUUCUACGAGCAUCCUACUAUUUCUAACUGCUGUUGUUGCUCUGAGAAUCAACAAAUGUAUCCGAAUUUCCUUCAAUCAGUACCCCAUUGAGUUUCCCAUGGAACUUUUUCUGAUUCUUGGCUUUAGUGCAUUUGCCAACAAGAUAAACAUGGCCACAGAAAGCAGCAGGACGCUCAUUGAUAUGAUUCCUUAUAGGUUGGUAAUUCCACUUUUCAAGACUACUCUUCCCUUUCUGAGAAACUUAACAAAAAUUAUUUUAGAAGCCUUUUCCUUAGCUUUUGUGAGCUCCUCACUGCUCGUGUUUCUGGGCAAGAAGAUUGCCAGUUUCCAUAACUAUAAAGUCAAUUCCAACCAGGAUUUAAUAGCCAUCGGCCUUUGCAAUGUCGUCAGUUCAUUUUUCAGAUGUUGUGUGUUUACCGGCGCUGUUAUCAGGACUAUUAUCCAGGAUAAAUCUGGAGGAAGACAACAGUUUGCAUCUCUGGUAGGAGCAGGCGUGAUGCUGCUCCUGAUGGUGAAGGUGGAACACUUUUUCCUCGCACUGCCAAAUGCUGUGCUGUCUGGUAUUAUUCUGAGCAAUGUCCUACCCUACCUCGAAACCAUUUACCACCUACCCAACCUGUGGAGUCAGAGCCAGUAUGACUCUAUUAUCUGGAUUGUGACAUUCAUGUCUGCAGUUAUCCUGGGACUGGACAUCGGACUGCUUGUCUCAAUAGCUUUUGCUUUCUUCAUGAUCACUGUGCAGUCACACAGAAUUAAGAUUCUUCUCCUGGGUCAGAUCCCUAAUACCAACAUUUACAGAAGCAUCAAUGACUAUCGGGAGAUCAUAAGCAUUCCUGGGGUGAAAAUCUUCCAGUGCUACAGCUCCAUUACAUUUGUAAAUGUUCACCAUCUGAAGGACAAGCUCUUGAGAGAGGUUGAAAUGGUCAGAGAGCCUCUUAAAGAAGAAGACAUUUUCUACCUAUUUAACAGAAGUGAAGAUGGCUCACAGGAAAGAAAGAUUUGUCAGUGUUUCUGCAACUGUGACGAGAAGGAGCCACCUCCCAGGGUUGUUUACACAGAACGAUUUGAAAGCAAAUGGUACCACGGCACAUCCUCCGUUAACCUGAUCCGCUGCUCACAUUUGGACAGCGGGAACACGAGCCACACUUCAUCCAAUGAACAAAUACCUUACAUGGCAGCUUCCGCAUUUCAGAAAAAUCAAGGGCAAAACCAUGAGGAUGGGGACAAAGUCAGGCUUUCUUAUAACCCCUCUAGAAACAACUCGAUGUCACGUCCUGGAGCUUCUGAAAGUCAGGUCAGGUUUAGAUCACUCAUCCCUGACUCAGAAACAUCUCUUCCGCCCAGCAUCCACACCAUCAUCCUGGAUUUCUCCAUGGUACAUUUUGUGGAUUCAAGGGCUGCAGUCGUAUUAAGACAGAUGUGCAAUGCCUUCCAGAAUGCCAACAUUUUGGUGCUUAUUGCAGGGAGUCACUCUUCUCUGGUCAGGGCAUUUGAACAGAAUGACUUCUUUGAUGCUGGUAUCACCAAGUCCCAGCUGUUCCUCACCCUCCAUGACGCUGUGCUGUUUGCCUUGUUGAGGAAUUUUCCAGAGACCUCCGAGUUGAGUGUGGACGAAUCUGAGACAGUGGUACAGGAAACCUAUUCAGAAACAGACAAGGAUGAAGAGGCAAGACAUAAAAUGAGCAGCAGUAUCCUAGAAGUCCCCCAAAAUGUAAAUCCUGGCUUAACCACGACCCAAGGGACAAUAACAGAGCCCAUGCUGGAAUCAGAACAAGAGACGGAGUGUGAGCUAGAGACUGAGUGUGAGCUGGAGCCUGAGUGUGAGCUGGAGCCUGAAUCUGAGCCACAGUCCGAGAUGGAGAUGGAGACAGAGAUUGGGCCCGAGCCCGAGCCCGAGCCCGACCUCACGCCCAGGCCAAGGGCUCAGACUUAUCCUCGGCAGCAGUACUGGCUUUUGUAUCAGCCCAAACGUCCUAGCUCCCCAAGUCAGACUCAGCCUAGGACACAGUCGGUGCAGACGAGGCAUCAACCUAUGAGUUCAUAUUCUCUUAGGGGAGGUGACAUUGAGGAGCCCUAGGAAAUGAGCUGGGUAAAAAGGGUCAUAGUCCCUUGCCAAAUCCUCCCCACCCAAAUGGAGUCACUUGCAAACUAGCAGGACUUGCUUUGGGACUAAGUACAAUACUAAGUACCAAGAAUUAUCUCUGAAUUCCCUAUCCAGACACACUUUAUUUCAACUUCAGCAGAUAUUCCAAUGAAGGAUUCCCACAUCCCACACUUCUGGGGUUUUUAUCAGACAACCUAAAUGAUCCCUCUCAGCUCAGCUCUGUUCUUUCUCCAAAUAUAUGAGGCUCAAAUAAAACAUACAAUGUUAGUUGUGUUUGGACUCUU